AUGUCGGAUUCUUCAGCGUACAUAGCAGACCAGGCGGACAAGAAAGCCGAGGAGAUGGGUCUAGCAGAGCAAGUUCCCAUCAAAGGGACCAUCGAAUCGACGAAUUUGGAGCUUCUAGGUCUAACGCAACAGACCGAAAGAUCCCUUGGAACAUUUCAAAUCAUCGGCGGCGGAUGGAAUAUCUGCAACAGUUGGGCAGGAAUUGUCGGCACUCUAGCCAUUGGUAUUAGUGAGGGAGGAACCAUUCUGCUGCUCUACGGAAUUGUCAUCAUGUUGGUUUUUGGGGGAUGCUGCGCCACCACAUUGGCCGAACUGUCCUCUGUUUACCCUACGGCGGGUGGGCAAUACCAUUGGACUUCGAUUUUAAGUCCGAAGAAAUACAGCCGCGUCUUGAGCUACUGCUGUGGUGCUGUUAAUAUUUUCAGUUGGAUUUCCAUCAGCGCUGGUGUCACUAUUCUACCUGCGCAGUUCAUCAUCUCCAUGGCUAUUUACAACAACCCGGAAUAUGAGUCGAAGACUUGGCAUUACUUUCUCAUUUACCAAGCAACUAACAUCAUUGUUCUUCUUUACAAUAUUUUCGCUAUUCGCAGAACCUCCUGGAUACAUGACAUUGGGUUCAUUCUUUCACUUUCAUCCUUCAGCGUCAUCUUGGUGACAUGUCUCGCACGUACACCAGAAAUUUCAUCGACCGAAUUUGUAUGGACCACCUUUAUCAAUCAAUCCGGAUGGAAAUCUGACGGAAUUGCAUUUUUGACCGGCAUGAUCAACCCAAACUAUAUUUACGCUGGAAUUGAUGGUGCAAUUCAUUUAGCUGAAGAAUGUGGAAACGCCCCAACUGCCGUACCAUAUGCACUCAUGAGCACACUGGUCAUUGGGUUUGUCACUUCAUUUGCUUUUGUCGUGGCUAUGCUAUACUCUCUUACAGAUAUCAAUGCCGUUAUUGAAACAUCUACUGGGGUUCCAAUUUAUGAGAUCUGGCUUCAGGCCACACGUUCUGGAGCUGCUGCAACGACUUUUAUUACUUUAUUAGCUGUCAUUGCUCUAUUUUCUCUCAAUGGCUGCCAGCAAACCUCAUCCCGUUUGACAUGGGCAUUCGCUCGAGAUGAUGCCUUGAUAUUAUCAAAGUUCAUCGGUCGCAUCCACCCGCAACUUCAAGUGCCAGUAUAUGCGUUGCUAGCCAACGCGCUUGUUAUAUUUAUGAUUGGAUGUAUUUACCUUGCCUCAUCGACAGCUUUCAAUGCCUUGAUUGGAACCGGACUAGUUCUACAGCAAGUCUCAUUUUGCUUCCCAGUCGCGUUACUCAUUUUUCGAAGGCGCUCAUCAACAUAUUUGCCACCACACCGAUUCUUUAACAUGAGGAAAUUUGGAUGGGUGUCUAAUAUCGCAACGCUCAUUUUCGGAAUUGUAACUAUGGUUUUCUACAAUUUUCCUGCCGAAAUGCCCGUCACUGGUGGAAACAUGAAUUAUACAUCUGUCGUGAUCGGUACGAUGGCUCUAUUCUCGAUGGGCAACUGGGUGUUCCAUGCGAACAAAGGUUACCAGGGGCCAAGACUUCCCUCUGAGCUGACCUGA
Molecule: messenger RNA, 1572 nt
Organism: Penicillium cosmopolitanum
Lineage: Eukaryota; Fungi; Ascomycota; Eurotiomycetes; Eurotiales; Aspergillaceae
Exons: 6
Coding region: 1-1572 (523 amino acids)
Biological process (GO): transmembrane transport
Cellular component (GO): membrane
Molecular function (GO): transmembrane transporter activity
Source: RefSeq, a predicted model, not a curated record